AUGGCUGAGUUAGCUGAUGGCAUGAGCCGGGAUUGUUUUGGUGUGCGAGAAGAGCAAUCGAGUGGUAUACCCAGCAGUCAGGUCUCUGUACGAGUCCUCGCGCUGAUCGGAGACCAGAGGUACCUCCAUCCGCCAGCGCCGUCGAGGGCAGCUGGUGCGUACCUCGCGUCCCUUGGCGACGAGAACCUGGGCCACGGAGCCGGGGUGUGCGCCACACGUCCCAAAGAAGCGCAAGCUCUCCAGUCUUUCUAUAUUGCAGUGGGGUCUGCUAGUCGCCAAGCUGCACGGGCGUCUUGCGUCUCUUGGGGGGCGUGUAUCAUCAUUCGCUGCCCAUUGAUUUGGUUGGCACACGGCCUGCGGGCCAAAUCUAUCGGUGAUACCAGGAGCGGCCCAACAGCCCGUGCUCCUGUUCCCUGCCGCUAUUUCGCUGUGGGCUCGUUCUGGCCAGACGGUACGGGCUGGGACUGGCUGGACGCUGGCCAUGGAGGGAGGGCCGCGGGCUGUGAGUGGCCGGGCUGGCAGGCGGAUAGUGAGCCAUGCGUUGCCGGUAUUGCUGUGCUGGGAGCCGCGUUGGAUGGGUUUCGAAAGCCUUGGGUCUUGGGUUGUGGUGGUGUCGAUGCAACGGCGACCCAGUUUGGACCAGCAAGUCAUCUAGCAAACCAGAGGCUCCGUGCACAAGAGCCUCCAUUGCACAACGGCAAGCACAAGCACAAGCACAAGCAUGGACUGAUUGACCAACCUGCAUCCGCAUCGGAUAGCAAGCCUGCCUCUCUCUUGUCCCAGUCCCGUCCCAGCCAGCGCCUCGUGGAGAGAAGAACAAGCCCCCCGGCGGCUGCACCCAAUCCCAGCAUCUCGUUACCUGCGUCUCAGGUCUAG
This is a messenger RNA of Trichoderma harzianum CBS 226.95, 876 nucleotides long. RefSeq lists its product as hypothetical. The transcript has 5 exons. NCBI's taxonomy places the organism in Eukaryota, Fungi, Ascomycota, Sordariomycetes, Hypocreales, Hypocreaceae. The coding region runs from base 1 to 876 and encodes 291 amino acids. The record is from RefSeq and is a predicted model, not a curated record.